CCAAAAGUGAAGAAAAAGAAUGUGUGGGCUGGCUGCCAGCUCUCACGCUUUAAAGUUCAUUGUUCAACUACAGGAUUAGCCACAGUAAGAGUCCAUUUGUGUCCCGCAAGGUCCAGUCGCUAAAUCAGUAAAUGUAGGUCCACGAUUGGCAGCUAUAUGUAUGAUGUGUACAAAGCAGAAUCUUCACCUCAUAAACAUUAAGGCACAAAAAAUGCACUGGUAUAUGAUGUGGAACCCUUGAAGUUGAACACCACCCGUUCUGGGAAACUGGUCCAUCUGCAAUAUGUUUGGAUUUCAAAGCAAAGUUCCCCCUAGAGAUAAAUACAAGCAAGUGAAAAAAUAAUAUAUUUACAAUCGUUACUAUUCAAAUGGAAAAAUAAUAGUGACUCAAUUAAUGACAGACGUAAUGUGAAAGUGAUUUAUGUGACUUUUUAAAAAAGCAUUCUUGACUAUCAAGUGUAAAAAGAAGUGAAGCAGCUUUGAAUUUGAAUCUGCUAAUUUUUUGGAUUUUUUUGGUGUAUUUCGAUGUACAGUAUUUUAAGUGCAGAGUUCAUCCCUUCAUGCUUAAAACUGAGGUCCUGUGAAGUUGUGUUGUAUUAUACAACUUUUGACGUUUUUGCGUGUGUGUGUGUGUGUGUGUGUGUGUGUGUGUUAAUGUGAAGUCAUCCUGACCUCCUCCUUCAUGGCUCGAAUGUGACGCAGCAGCUAGCAUGCGCCGGGCGACCAAGGCGGCCGGAGACAAAGACAUCUGUGGACACCAAGAUGAGAGUUUGCAGGAGGAGACAUGACGCGUGCACACCAGCAGAAUCAGAUCAUGCACCUUCAUCUUUUUUCGUCCAGGCAGUCUGUCCCGAGGUGAACUCGGCAUGGGAGGCUCCUCCCCUCUCAACCUGUAUCCGUGCCAAGAAACUUGAGUUUAUAUUUGGGGUGAGCGCACAGGCGGGCUGAUAUGUGACCAAGACGGCAUGGAAGAGCAAUAGGAGGCGUGUCUCUGCUUCCAGGACAGAGAAUAAGAGUUGAUGUGGAGAUGGCAGUAGACCAAAAAGGGCCUCAGUGUGACCUAACAGGACCAGCGCAGAGGGCAGGACAGGUCAGUGGGAGGGAGCCAGCUGUGACACACAGCGGCCUAUAAAAGACGUAAUAUGCAUCAUUCAUUCAUCCAGCCGUCAGUUCAGCUCGUCGUCUCUCUGCCAUCAUGUUGUAUCCAGCUCUUCUUCAAGCCGUGCUGCUCCUGUGCCUCAUUCAGCAAACGCUGCAGGGCGGGAUUAAACCUCAAAGCAUGUCCUGGGGGAGAAUCCUGCCAGCCAGAGGUGUUGGCAUUGGAGCCAAAGGAGGAGGAGCUCUGGGCAGCAGAUAUGCCAACAAGCCCUUGAAGGCUGGAAUCGGGCAUUACCCGGUUACCAGUCCUCUUGGAGUUGGAGGUUACAGACCUCUUGGACUGGGAGGUGUACCCGCACGGCUGCCUGGUGGUUAUGGAAACCAUGGAGUCUAUGGGGCCGGUCUUGGCACAGGAUUGCCACUGGGGCUUGGACCUGCAAAUGGACUGGGCCUGGGCCAUGGAGGCAAACGUGGUAGGACGAGCCGUGGUAGAGCUUAUGGUGUCGGGCCGCUGCCAGGAUACGGACCUUUGGCCGGCAUUGGCUACCCUGCAGUCAAACCAGGUGUUUCUGCGGCUGAUGUGGGAAGAUUGGAGAAGGCUGCUCAGGAUGUCAAAAGAGCAAAAAGUGGAGCCCUUGGUGCCUCGUUCGGAGGACCAGAAGGAACUCUUGGCGUUGAAAGGUUCAACAAGGAGAGAGGAAGUGCUCUUGGCCCCGCAGCUUCUGAAUUAAUUACGGACAGCUUUACACCUGCUGUGCUGCCGACUGGAAGAGAAGCUAAAAGACUUGACCCAAAACUGAAGCCAUCGAGCCUUGGACCGGCCAUUGAGGCUCAAAGUCUUGGUCUGGCAGUGUCACCAGCACCAAUAGGGAGAGCUGUUGAUCCCUCAGUUUUGAAAAGAAAGAUGAGUGCAAGUCAUGGAGCCACGCGGCCCACUGGAGGAGUUCAAACACCAGAAUCUGUAGCUCAAGACAAACUCAGAGCAAUGGCUGCUGCUGCUGCUGCUUCUCCUGCACAAAGCGCCAGAGGUGACGCCUCAUCUGGUAGACAACACCAGAAAAGCAAAAACUGUGGAUCCCUCGUGAAUUUGGGAAACCAAGGAGCUCGUGCUGCUCCUCAAGCACCAAGACCUGAAACAUUUAGUCUUUUACCAUCCCCGGAUGCCAGAAACAAUCAAUUAGCUCGCUUGCAAGGUCCCAGAAUGGCUUUAGCUCCAGAACAGAGGAGGCUAGAUGUCCUUGGGAUCAUGGCUAAAAACUCCAAUGAAGAGAAAAUCAGUGGGACUUCGGGCACGCAACCGUCAAAUCCCCAGAUACAGGAAGUGCAAAGAAAUGUACCCUUGACCCCAGAGGCAGGUUUAGGUGUUGCCCAGGCUGGAGGGCAGGAAGGUUUUAUUGGUAGUCCAGGAAACUAUCUUGGAUCAGGCCUGGUCCCGGGGGCUUAUGGACCAGCUUUAGGCCAGGGAGCAUACCUGGGAGCAGGCGGGAAACAUGGAGCUCCUGCUGCUCUUGGUCAGGGAGGUUACACCAAAGGUCCUGCAGGUGUGUCAACAGGUUACGGUAGCAGUGCAGCAGGAUACCUGGGUGGUCUGUCAGGCAAUGGCUACGGUUAUGGGAAUGGUUACGGGAACCCUUAUGGAGCCGCUUUGAGUACAGGAGGCUACGCUGGACAGCCUCAGGUACCAUAUGGAGGACUUGGUGCUGGACUGGACCCGGCUGGUGGCAAAUAUGGAGGAGCAGCAGAAGCCCAGGGCCCAUACGCUGGCACUCCUGUGGCUCCUGCCCGACUUGAAGGAGACGGAGGCUACCCAUACGCUGCUCAGCCCCUCGGCCUCAGCGGGGACGGCAGCAAAAGCUCCAGCAAGCACGGUGCAGCAUAUGGAGCCCCACAAGCAGGCUACGUCCCACAGCUAGGUGCAAGUCAAGAUGUAUUGGGAGAGCAAGCCAGCAAGUAUGGUGCAGGAACCGGACCACUUGCAGGUGGAUACAAAGGCUGAUGGAAAUGACCUGCCGACCUUCAAAUCUUUUCCAUUUUAAAAGUCUCCCUGUGUGUUUUUAUUUUUGUAAUCUUUAUACGUAACUGGCUUUUGUUAAGUAUUUCUACUUGGUGCAUCGCUGAGAAGCUGCUGGUGAAGGUGACAAAAUAACACGUGAGAGAGAUGUAUUUGAAAAUAUAUUUGGAAA
Dunckerocampus dactyliophorus (ringed pipefish) is the source of this 3281-nucleotide messenger RNA. Its product is annotated as elastin. Lineage: Eukaryota; Metazoa; Chordata; Actinopteri; Syngnathiformes; Syngnathidae. The coding region runs from base 1196 to 3094 and encodes 632 amino acids. The transcript is spliced from 25 exons. The record is from RefSeq and is a predicted model, not a curated record.